Rhinolophus ferrumequinum (greater horseshoe bat) is the source of this 3271-nucleotide messenger RNA. RefSeq names its product G protein-coupled receptor 65 (gene GPR65). Gene Ontology annotation, biological process: G protein-coupled receptor signaling pathway. Gene Ontology annotation, molecular function: G protein-coupled receptor activity. The transcript is spliced from 2 exons. The coding region runs from base 1840 to 2862 and encodes 340 amino acids. The record is from RefSeq and is a predicted model, not a curated record. Lineage: Eukaryota; Metazoa; Chordata; Mammalia; Chiroptera; Rhinolophidae. Gene Ontology annotation, cellular component: membrane.
GUUGGUUUCUCUUCUUGAUGCAAGUGGAUUUACCCGGCUCCUCGGUUGACAAAAUCGUCACCCCAAGAAACAUGGUUCACCCUUUGCUUGAGGGCAGAGGCUGCCGGAUCCCAGCAUACAGGAGACGGGCCAGGACCACCCCAACCUGCUCUGCAGUUGCUCUGCAUUCAGAGGCUCUGGUUCCUCCAGCUCCACGUGAGCCUCGAGGAGACCCAGAGCUUUACUGCUCACUUACCUCCCUGAUCUCAGCUCCUACUUCCUGUUUUGUCCAUCGCACUUUUUUUCCCCCUCUCUGGAAGGUUCACCUAUUGAUUUAAAGGCCUGUUUCUCACAUUCAAUUCCUAUUUUCAGGUGUUAUAAAACUAGAUUUCAGUUCUCUAUUUUGUUUUGAGAGUGGCGUGUUUCAUGUACUCUAGAUAUAGAUUACUCUACUAUCAGAAUCCUUGUGCCUUGCGGUGGCAGGUCUCUUUUGUGCUUAGGGUUCAUUGACACUUGCAAGAGGUGGUUUAGAUGUCGUCUAGGCCCCACAGCACACAGGAAGAAGGCAAAUCCUCCUUCCCCUGCAUAGUGACUCUACAGAGCUUUCUGUGAAUACCCCCAGCAGAUGAGUCAUCUAAGGCACCCAUGGGUCCCACUAGCAGAGAAAUACAGACAGAAGUGUUUCUGUACUCCACUAUGGAGAGAAGGAUGGAUUCUCUAUUCCUACUGCAUGAAACUGUAACAUCAAACCUUUAAAAAGAAACUAAACUAAUAAGCAAACAGGUAUGAAGGUAGAAACAAGAUGAUCACAAAAUUUUACCCAGAACUGAGAACAUUCUGUCCCCUAUUUCACAAGAAGAUGAGAAAGAUAAAAUAUGAGUUAACCCACAAAGGAAGCAAAGAAAAAACAGAAGUGAUAGUGUUAUCUAAUUCUUUAUGAAGCUUCAGCAAGCUGCAAUAUUUUAAAAUACUUUAUCAAAUUCCUUGUAACAAUAUGUUCUUGGUUAAUAAGCUGAUUUUGAAAGUGCCUUAUACCUAGCUUGCAUAUGAAAUUAAAAAUUUGAAAUCAUAUAAUCAUAUAGUUUAUGAUACACUCAAAGCAUUUACUGAUUACAAACAAAUCAAUGAAUUUCAUAUAUUUUUAAAUUACCUCUUAAAAUGAUUUUUCAACUUUAGUAUUGUGCUCUUAGAUCAUGUCCAGUGAGAAAUAUAGUUCCCUCUAAUCUAGCAUUCCUUGGAUAAUUCUUAUUUAAAGUAGGUAAAUUAUCUCAACUUGAUUUCAUUUUCGAAGUCAAUUAGACUGUUUCCCUUUUAAACACCUUCAUUGUAAUUUAACACAUUUUUGAUACCUUCGAUAAAUGAAAUCGAAGAAGACUGUUUCAAAAUCAGGAUGUAUCUUUUAAACGUAUAAACUGUUCUAGUUCAUCUUUCAUUUCAGAGACAAAGGAAUUUUAAAAAGAGAUGCCAAUCUCUGUGAAAACAAAGCUUAUGUAUUCAUGCUUGUACCAAUCACCUGAGUUUCAUGAAGGAAAACAAACUGGGGAUGAUCCUUGAAGAUUCUUCAUCAGCAUUCUGUCAAAAUGAGCACAUGGAUGUCUGCUCAUUAGAAUCAACUGGCCCCUUAGCUAACUACCAGGAGCACAGAUUCUGACUUCGCACCAUCGACAUCUGUGUGAAAAGUGAUCAUCCAUUCUUUAAAAGCAUUGAUGACUUAAUCAGAACUUUUGGAAGCAAAGAAAAAUUGAAAAAAUCUUGUAAAAGAGAAUUAGAUGUUGGACACAAACUGCAACGAGGCAAGACUUACUUUGCUAUUUGCCUUCUGAGAACAAAUGUAAUUGCCACCUUAAAAAGAAAAAAAAAAUGAACUCCACAUGUAUUGAUGAACAGCACGAACUGGAUCACUAUUUGUUUCCCAUCAUUUACAUCUUUGUGGUAAUAGUCAGCAUUCCAGCCAAUAUUGGGUCUCUCUGUGUAUCUUUUCUUCAAGCAAAGAAGGAAAAUGAAUUAGGAAUUUACCUCUUCAGUCUAUCACUGUCAGAUCUGCUGUAUGCAUUCACUCUCCCUCUGUGGAUUGAUUACACUUGGAAUAAAGACAACUGGACUUUCUCUCCUGCCUUGUGCAAAGGGACUGCUUUCUUCAUGUACAUGAACUUUUACAGCAGCACAGCUUUCCUCACCUGCAUUGCUGUUGAUCGGUACUUAGCAGUUGUCUACCCUAUGAAGUUUUCUUUCUUAAGGACCAGAAGGUUUGCAUUCGUGGUCAGCCUAUCCAUCUGGGUAUUGGAAACUGUCUUCAAUGCUGUCAUUCUGUGGGAAGAUGAGACAGCCAUAGAAUACUGUAAUGUCAAAAAGUCUAACUUUACUCUAUGCUAUGACAAAUACCCUUUGGAGAAAUGGCAAAUUAGGUUCAACUUGUUUAGGACAUGCACAGGCUAUGCAAUACCGUUGGUCAUCAUGAUAGUUUGCAACCAGAGAGUCUACCAAGCUGUGCAGCAUAAUCAGGCCACGGAAGAGACUGAGAAGAAAAGAAUCAUAAAACUGCUUGUUACUAUCACAUUGACUUUUGUCUUGUGCUUUACUCCGUUUCAUCUGAUGUUGCUGAUUCGCAGCAUUUUCGAGCGUGACGUAAACAUUAAUAAGUAUACAUUUGACCAUAAGUCUGGGAAGCAGAAUUAUAAAAUAUAUAGAAUCACGGUUGCAUUAACAAGUUUAAAUUGUGUUGCUGAUCCAAUUCUGUACUGUUUUGUAACUGAAACAGGAAGGUCUGAUAUGUGGAAUAUAUUAAAAUUCUGUACGGGAAAGCUUAAUAAGUCGCAAGGACAAAGAAAACACAUACUUUCUUCGUCUACAAAAGAUACUGUGGAGUUAGCUAUCCUGGAAUAGAACCAAGGCAUUAUUUUUACGGUACACAAUAUUGUACCAUCGAGAUUAUACUUUGGAAAGGAAAUCUAGCAUGGGAGGGAACUAAGUGUUCCAAUUGAGUGAAUAUUUUAAUAUCCUCUCCAAUGGAAAUAUUUUUAAAGUAUACCGUACAGCUCCCUGACUUUUAUUAAAUUAGUAUUAAGCAAAACUUAAAAUUUUCCUAACAACUUGGGAUCAUUAUUGUUGAUGGCAAUUGUUUUUGUAUCUGUGCUACAAUCCCUCAGAAGUUAAUAAGAUAUACACACGGUGAAUGCUGCUGCUGAGUGCCACACAAGGUAGCAAUCUUCAAUACAGGAAGUGGCACGUCAAACCUUAGUAAAGUGUAAAACAAGUUUCAACUUGUUCGGUGCAGUCAGUCAGGUGUGAGCUA